AGGGAGGGAGUGCUAGACUUGCUCGUUCACAGCAGCCUCUGUUCUCUACAGGACUACAUAGAGGGUCGGCUGGCUUUGGGGGAGUGAGCGGCGGAGAUAGGGAGACAGAAAGAAAGAGCGAAAGCGUGCGUGUGCGCGUGGAUUGCACCACCGCAUCCCCUCCACACAACCUACAACCAGCCAUGCUUUGAACGACUGUCUCAAAUUUACCCGAGUUUUACGAUUUUAUGCAUAACUGCAGUAAUAGGGGGUUUUAACGCGAAGUAAAGCCGAUAUAUUUGCGCUGCCGUGAAUUCAGAAGAUACGGUGACAUCGAUUAUGGCAUUAGUAAUGGAACCUAUAAGUAAAUGGACACCCAAGCAAGUAUUAGACUGGAUGAAAGGCUUGGACGACUGCCUCCAGCAGUACAUCAAGAACUUUGAGAGGGAGAAGAUCAGCGGGGAGCAGCUCCUGCACAUCACCCACCAGGAGCUGGAGGAGCUGGGCGUCACCCGCAUCGGGCACCAGGAACUAAUCCUGGAGGCGGUGGACCUCCUGUGUGCACUGAACUACGGGCUAGAGACGGAGAAUCUACGCACGCUGUCCCACAAGCUCAAUGCUUCGGCCAAGAACCUGCAGAAUUUCAUCACGGGCCGACGCCGCGGCGGCCACUACGACGGACGGGCCUCGCGCCGCCUGCCCAACGACUUCCUUACCUCUGUGGUCGACCUCAUCGGAGCAGCCAAGAACCUGCUGGCCUGGCUGGACAGGUCCCCAUUUGUCAGUGUGACCGAGUACUCACUACUGAAAAACAACAUUGUUCAGCUGUGCCUGGAGUUAACCACUAUAGUGCAGCAGGAUUGCACUGUGUAUGAGACAGAAAACAAGAUUCUUCAUGUGUGUAAAACCUUGUCUGGAAUAUGUGACCACAUCAUCUCAUUGUCCUCUGACUCCUUGGUGUCCCAGUCUGCCCACCUGGAGGUGGUGCACCUGACCAAUGUCAUGCCCAGCGAGGGCCUGGGGAUGUACAUUAAAUCCACAUAUGAUGGGCUACACGUCAUUACCGGAACCACUGAAAAUUCUCCUGCGGACCAGUGCAAGAAGAUCCACGCCGGGGACGAGGUGAUCCAGGUCAACCACCAGACUGUGGUGGGCUGGCAGCUGAAGAACCUGGUCAAUGCUCUGCGUGAGGACCCAAAUGGUGUCAUCCUGACCCUGAAGAAGAGGCCGCAGAACACCCUGACCUCCGCCCCUGCCCUGCUCAAGAAUGUGCGCUGGAAACCUCUCGCCCUCCAGCCAAUCCCUACCAGCCCCAACAGUGAUUCCACCACCCCAACUGGCACCAUGGGCAUGUCUUCCACAAUGGACAGUUCCAACAUGCAGGAUGUCUUCAUUCUCUCACCUGUCUCAGGACACUUUGGACCCAGGGACGAAAUGGGCAUCAUGUCCUGCGAUGACAUAGGCAAGUACAGCAUGGGCAAAUCGAGCAUGAAGAGCUCCGAGUCGCCCAGCUACUACCUCGACCACGAGAGCGGCAAGUACUACACGUUCAUGGAGGGCGAGGGCGUGCACCUGGGGCCGGAGUACGACCGGGGCCGCUCCACGGGAGUCCGCAGGAGGGAGAAGACCCCCACUCAUGGUGACCUCAGGCCAGUUUCCAUGCCAACGGAGUACAGUUGGAUGACGGAAACCAAGGAGCCCAGUAUGUACAAGAGGGGCAGCAGAGACUCGGACAACUCUCUCCUGCGCUACCUGAGCGACGACAAGAUCCUAGUGAUCCAGGAGGAGCCAGAGGUGCCGCGGGAGUGCAAGCGGGACACGGGCCGGCGCUCUCGCAAGAAGGGCAAAAGCCCCAGCAGCCCCAGCUACCCCAUCAGCCCCACCCUGCUGGCUUCCACCGUCAGGCUGGACUCAGGACCCCCUGAGGGGCUGCCUUUCCCGCUGCCCGAGAGCAACACUGUGCCACUCUACCACAGAGCUGGGGACACACUGCGGGCAGAUACUGACAGAUAUGCUGGUUCUGGUCAUGACAGACAAAGCAGUACAUCCAUGAGGAAGUCCUUUCAUUAUGCCUCCUUGAGAACUAAGACCAAAAAGAGAACCAAAGGCUCUCUCACCAGCGGUAGCCGCCGGCGCAUCUCCUGCAAGGACCUGGGGCACGGCGACUGUGAAGGCUGGCUGUGGAAGAAGAAGGAUGCCAAGGGCUACUUCACCCAGAAGUGGAAGAAGUACUGGUUCAUCCUGAAGGACUCCUCGCUCUACUGGUACACCAACCAGAAUGAUGAAAAGGCUGAAGGUUUCAUCAGUCUGCCAGAGUUCAGGAUAGACAGAGCUAUCGAAUGCCGACGGAAAUUUGCCUUCAAAGCCUGCCAUCCCAAAAUAAAGAGCUUCUUCUUCGCCACCGACUGUUUGGAAGAGAUGAACAGGUGGAUGAACCGGCUUGGACUGGCUGCCAUUGGAUACACACCUGAUGAUAAGGUGCCUCGCCCUGAUGAAGAUUACUGGAGUGAAAGUGAUCAGGAUGACAUUGAUGGCUCUAUGACCCUGAAGCAAGAGGGCCCCUCUUCAAUGUGUGACAUCUACCAUCGCACCCCAUCGGUCAACUCCUCCAGCCCCUUCCCUGAGAGCAAGCAGGGGCGCCACUUCUCCAGCGAGUCCACGUACUCGCAUUCGUCAGCAGAGGACUCGCGGCCGGACGCCCCGGGCAGCGGCCACUCGUCGGGCUGCCGCUCCACGCACCGCGAGCGCCGCUCCUGGCAGGACCUGAUCGAGACGCCCCUCACCAGCUCCGGCCUGCACUUCCUGCAGACGGUGCCCGCCGAGGGCGACUGUGGCGGCGGCUACGGGGGCGUGAUGGGGGGCGGGCGGCUGGCCAUGUCGCCUGACCGCUGGCGCCAGGCCACGCUGCCGGUGCAGAGGAGGCACCACCUGGACCGCGACGGGCCCUUCCCGCUGGUGGAGAGCGAGGAGCGCGGGCUCCACCUCCACCACCGCGCCCACAAGCAGCGCAGCCAGAGCCUGCCCCGCAACCGCGAGGUACGCGCUGCCAAGGGCAGCUUCCACCCCAUUGGGCUGUCCGAGGAGCGCAGCGAGGACGACGAGGUGCCCUUCCGGAAGUACGGAGGCCCUGGCAAAGGGGAAUCCCGCUGUGAGGACAGCGAAAUGGGCGGUUUGGAUGGCCUGCAGGAGCUGUACCGCACUCUGGAGCAGGCCAGUCUGUCGGCCUUUGGCGAGCUCCGCCCCUCCACCAAGCAGGAGUACCGCCGCUCCUUCAUCAAGCGCUGCAACAACCCUGUCAUCAACGAGCAGCUGCACCGCGUCCGCGCCCUGCGCAGCACGCUCAAGGCCAAAGAGAGUGAACUGGCCCUCAUCAAUCAAGUGCUGGAAGACCCCAACCUGACCUCCAAGAAGUUCCGUGAGUGGAAACAGCGCCACCACGAGCUCUUCAUGGACAUCUGCGAGUUCAGCUCGGGAGACACCGGAGCCGCAGAACUCUCGCCCUUGCUCACGCCCCUCAUGUCACACACCCACUCCUUCAUCGAGACACAUGUGUGAGACACAGAGACGCAGGGAGGGGUCAGGGAGGUGGCAGAAGUGACACGGAGUCACACCACACUGGUACACCCCCCCCCCCCCCAACCAAUCACCCCACUGUCUAUUUCUCCCUCACAACAAACUGACUG
Megalops cyprinoides (Indo-Pacific tarpon) is the source of this 3662-nucleotide messenger RNA. Its product is annotated as connector enhancer of kinase suppressor of ras 2-like. Gene Ontology annotation, cellular component: membrane; cytoplasm. The transcript is spliced from 24 exons. Gene Ontology annotation, molecular function: protein binding. Lineage: Eukaryota; Metazoa; Chordata; Actinopteri; Elopiformes; Megalopidae. The record is from RefSeq and is a predicted model, not a curated record. Gene Ontology annotation, biological process: regulation of signal transduction. Bases 319 to 3534 code for a protein of 1071 amino acids.